Molecule: messenger RNA, 1809 nt
Organism: Hypomesus transpacificus
Lineage: Eukaryota; Metazoa; Chordata; Actinopteri; Osmeriformes; Osmeridae
Gene: rxfp3.3a2
Product: relaxin family peptide receptor 3.3a2
Exons: 1
Coding region: 112-1347 (411 amino acids)
Biological process (GO): G protein-coupled receptor signaling pathway; immune response
Cellular component (GO): membrane
Molecular function (GO): G protein-coupled receptor activity
Source: RefSeq, a predicted model, not a curated record
CCUUCCAAAAUUACGACACGAAAUUAGACUAUAAGUUCUUUACUUAAAUGAUACAACUGAACAUGAUAACUGGUGUCGCAUGAGUUGGGAAGACUGAAUGCUGACUUUGAUAUGCCAUCGGUCAACGACCAAGUGCUAGUCGAAGCACCUGUUGUCGUUUACCUAUCAGUGAAGAUGGGCGAGAUCCUCAACCACAAUGGGAGCGGGAUACUGAACAUGACUUCUUUGGACGAGGACAAAUUCGGCAGUCUUGAGGAUAUUGAUGUGACCGCAGAUGGCACCCCUAUUCUUAGGAUAGUUAUUUCUGUUGUGUACUCUGUGGUGUGCGCAGUAGGCUUAGUGGGCAACCUCUUAGUAUUUUUCCUCAUGAGGUUAAGACAGGGUCGAAAGAAGUCAAGUAUUAACUUUUUCAUUAUCAACUUGGCUGUAACGGACUUUCAGUUUGUUUUGACACUACCGUUCUGGGCAGUGGACACUGCGCUUGAUUUCAGCUGGCCAUUUGGAGACGCCAUGUGCAAAAUCAUUCUAUCGGUCACCGUUAUGAACAUGUAUGCAAGUGUUUUCUUCUUGACUGCAAUGAGUGUGACUCGAUACUGUUCUGUCGCCUCUGCCCUGAAGAGCCGAGUCAGACAGAGAUCAUGUUCAGUCAAAUGGAUCUGUGCGGUAUUGUGGGUCUCGGCAACUGUCGCCACAGCGCCAACGACAAUUUUCUCUGCUGUGACUGUUGUAGCUGGAGAGAAACUCUGCCUUCUCCGGUUCCCAGAGGGCCACGACUGGCUAGCGCUCUACCACAUUCAGAAAAUUAUCAUAGCCUUCAUCAUACCCAUGCUAAUUGUUUGUAUUUGCUAUCUGAUGCUCCUACGGUUCAUCCGUUUGCGAAGCAUGAAUAACAACAAUAACCCAAAGCGGAGAUCGAGAGUGACCAAAUCCGUCACCAUCGUGGUUCUAUCCUUCUUCUUGUGCUGGAUGCCAAACCAUGCCAUCACCUUCUGGGGCGUCUUGGUCAAAUUCAACGCAGUUUAUUGGGACAAGUCUUAUUACAUGGUUCACACCUAUGUAUUCCCUGUGACUGUGUGCCUUGCGCACGCCAACAGCUGUUUGAACCCAGUACUAUAUUGUCUCAUGCGACGGGAGUUUAGAAAGAUGCUCAAGGACUUGUUUUGGAAAAUUUCGUCUCCAGCUACCUCUAAGGUCUGCGCGAUACGCACGUUCUCGGGUUCCUUUAACCCGCCGUGCGAUGGCACCCAAGGGGUUAUCGCUUUAAACGUCAUAGAUGCAGAACAAUGUCGACUUUCCAUUAUUGACAGAAAAGGCUUAUCCGCCUCCAACAUCAUCCCGCACAUCUAAAGGUGAUUCAAGCGCGAUUUCAAUGAACAUUAACGGAAAAGCACGAUGCGCAUGAACUGGGACCUGUAUUUGUGCCACACGUUGAACGUUCUAAACCACAUCAUAAAUUGCCAAUAGGUUAUUCGCAAGCAAUUCAGUUGAGCAAAGUGAAUGUUGAUGUCAAAUACUUUUAAAUUAAAAGUGCAUUAAAUGCACAUAUUUUGUGGCAUGUGUAUUGUCAGAGCCGCGUAAUCUGGAUCUAAUGAUUUCUGGUUACCUUUACACGUCUAAGUAAACUAGGCUACCUAAUGGGUUGAAUUAUUCUCCAGCGCAAAAAAACUUUUAAUGUUAAAGGUACAUCAAGUCUCUUGCAAAAUGUUAACGAUAAUAACCCGUUUGGUCAAUAUCACUGACCCAUAAUUUUAUGGAAGCUUAGGUUUUAGGUGUUAAUUUUGUGGUAUAGGCUAUUGUUUGAAACAUAGU